AUGUCAGGCGAAACAGGCGGGGACAGCGAUAACCAGGCGGCCAUGCGCAGCAUGGACGAGGUCGGAACACCUCACAACCUACAGAUGGGAAGACUUUUCUACCACUUUAGAUCUACUCCAGAUCCCUCUGUAAGUCGAGAGACAGUUGUUGUUCCUCAAUUGGAUUGGGAAGGAGUGAGAAAUGAGAUGGAGCGAUUGUCCAUUGAGAAUCAGAGACUGAAGGAUAUCAUCAUCUCCAUGCACCUCAAUCCUCCUGCAACAGGCAGUUAUCGGAGCUACCAGGGCCAUGCAUCAUCAACAUCUGCUGGGAACGGUCACAAUCUCGAACGAAUCAUAGGGGCAGGAAGCCUUACUUCAAUUUCAUCAGUCCCAUCCCCGGGAUCAAGUGUGCGGCAUGAUGGCAGUGUUGCUGAUGAUUCUGUGUCUAUCUCUUCUUUAUCGUCAGAUCGAACCACUACUAUUACUAAAGCUUCUACUGUCCCAGCCAAUUCACAACCAGAAGAAUUUUUCGACUGCGCGAGGCUCGAAACACCGCCCGACAUUUCAUAUAAUGCCACUUCAGAGAAGGAUGUUACACUGAAUGAAAGUGACGACUCUUUAUCAGAUUGUAGCACAAUUCGGAUCAUCGAAGUGGAGGACGCUUUUUCACAUAUUGAUGUUGAAGCAGAAGACCAAAAUGUUGGUGUUAAUAAGCAGUCAGACCGCGAAGGUGAUAUCCUUAUCGGUGUGGUUAGCGAAUCAGAACCGGGAUCCGAGUAUCCCAGCCGCCUAAGACCUUCAAACAACUCACUCAAUGCCCACGCUAUUUCAAGUGUUGAGCAGGGUCAAUAUGGAACAACAGACUUCUGGGUAAACCAGAGAAAUAGUGCAAGGUCCAGUGGACACUUGAACUAUGAUGUCCCGGAGGACUUUGAUCCCGAGCAGGAUGAUGUUUUGAGCGACGUUGAAACCGUCCGGAGUGAUGAGGCGCUGACAGCCUGGGGAAUUGAGCGUGAAACGGCCUCUAUAGAAACUCGACCUUCGUCUAAUGAGAAAGGUAUUGAACACGAGAGUACUUGUAGUGAUGAUGAAGAGGGGUGGGAAGAGUUCCCGAAAGAAAUCAAUUCAGCACCAAAUCUUCGUUUGUGCAAUUUUCAAACCUUCCCAAUCCCAAAUUCGCCGGGAAAUAUCUCCCGAGCUAUCGGCAACAUCAAAACCGAAUCUAGCUACUUGGGGGAAGAUGGUGCUUCAACUGUCACUGGAGAUCAUUUCUCGACGAGCACAACCAAACCCCUUAUGAAUUAUAGGGUGCAUGCUAUUACCAAAACAAAAGAAAAGGCCAACAGUCAUGAAAAUUUGGUUGAUCGGUUUGAGGAAAAGAAGUUGGAAAUAGAUGAGAGGGACGGAAUGUUUCAGGACAGGCACUCUACGUUAGCUCCUGCCAGCUGCACGGGAACUGAAUCCUAUAUUUCCCCACAUUCGAAGCUUUUUUCUGAUCCCUCAACCCAACAAAGCUUCGAUGCCUACGGUCAUAACAUGACCCCCUUGACUCCCGUUACGUUAACAAGUCCUGCAGGACAUAUAAGUCGGUCUCAAAAGUCAGUUGAAUGGAUGAAUCUUAAGCCGACAGGUAUGGAUGAUAGUGCUCGCAUUCAACCUUCUAGUAAGUUCAUAUCUGAAAAUGAGCGCAUCCUCUCGUCUUUUGACCCUAUGGAUGAUGUUAUUUUCAUGCUAAAGUCUAAAGGCGAGAAAAACACCCUUGAGACAUCUGAUAUCACCAAGAACCAAGAAAAGUCUGUGAAUGAGCCAGGAAAUGAUGAAAGUUCUGUCCGAAUUCCAGGGAUUAAAGAGAUGCAAUUUCAAGCCCUGAAAGAGAAGGGGCAAGGGGACAUUAGCUCUGGAAAGGUAGAGCACACCGUUGACAAAACGCCGAAAACUGAACCGAAAAUCAGCCUUGAAACUCACGCUCAGGAAACGUUAGCCAAAAAUGUGGGGACACCAGUCAUUAUUAAUAAACCUUCUCCAAGAGUUACACCUAUAGUCAACUUUUCAGCGAAAGGAAAACAGGGAAAAAUUACCGGAGUCAUUCCAAACAUGCCUAACAGAGUGCCAAAGGCUAGUCGUAGAAUUUCGUCUCCUACUACACUCAGAAGUAGAGGCUUGAAUGUUACUGCAUCUCCAAUGGUAAUUUCAGCAAAGGAGCAAAGCCGUUUGGAGGAGCCAGAACUCCAUCACAAAAAGUCUAUUCGUUUUUGCGACGUAUUAACCUCGAACCCGAUGAAGCCCGAAUCUCAGGCCACUAAAGUCGACGUGAAUAAGCCCUUGGCCUCCAUUCUAAAAUCAACACCUGCUGAGCCACUAACACAUCUCCCGGACAAUAAUCGCAUAUACAAUUACGAAUACAUCAGGGAAGUGGUUGUUUAUAACCUUCCGAAUGAUGUCACAUUGUCUAGCCUCCUUAGACAGGUCAGGGGUGGACUACUUGAGAAAGCCCUCAUAGAUUCACAUGACUUGUCGGCUCGACUAGUUUUCGUGGAGCCUGAGGCUGCUAGGAGGUUCUACAAUAACAUUCACAGAAUUGGCUUCUUUGUGCAUACAGAGAUCCCUGCGGCACAGUUUUCCUUAAAAGAAAGAUUGAUUCAGUGUAGCCUUCGCGGGUUCAUAUGGACUAAUCAUUCGUGCGAGAUUCCCGUGCAUAUGAUUCAAAACAUAUGGAAACACGGCAUCACUCGGUGCCUAAUCAUCAGUAAUUUCCCAAGAGACAUAGGAGUUAUGAGGCUCCUCGAAGAUGUUAUGGAGCUCUUAGGUUUGCCAGCUGUUGAGACAAAAUAUGUUAUCGAAGGAGCUUCAACCGAUCGGGAUUUAUCAAGUACUGGCGUAUUCGUACGCAUUGGGUUCUCCUGCAUUCAGUAUGCUUUCAGAGUAGGCAAAGAUUUAUCUACAUAUUCGCCGCUCUACUCUAGUAUUUCUAUAUCACACGACAGAGAUCCAUGUGGGGGGUUAAUAAACAUGGAACCACCUAGCUGUUGGACAGGUGGAAAGGAAAUUGGGAAUGAUAGGCCAGCGGCCUCGUCGCCAGCGGUAAAAUCACAAGCGCCAGCCAAAAAAUCAGCGCCACUUGCAUACACUGCUGCUCCAACGAAGCCGACGAUGAAUGUCCGUGCCGAUAUCGUGGCUUUGUGGAAUCAGUUUGAUGACCAAAGUCACCCUGUUCCUGUAGAAAAAGGGCCGGUAAACCCACACUUCACAGCCAGUGCUCCUCCAGUAGCAGACAUCACUAUUGCGUUCAAAGGGUUUUCAAUCCCAAAGAAAACACGAAAGUCACCUGGAGAAUUUAAUCUUAAUAUUGCUCAUGACAAAAUCAUUCCACAAAAGGUCCAGAUCGAAAGGAGCACUAUCCAGGAUACUCCACCACCGGCGGUGCUUGAGCAGGUCACUUAUGACAACUGGGGGGUCGGUCUCUCAACAAAAGCACCACAACCUCCACUAGGCGCUCAUUGGAACUACGGAGGACAGGAUGUGGCACGUGAAUAUAAUGAAGCUAUCACCAAAAAAGCUCGCAGGAUGCCGGAAGUCCUUAAUACUCCCGAUGAAAAGCCAAAGAUUGGAAAUAUUUGGGAAGAUCCUCCUUUUAUUGAUCGUAUAGUUCACUUGAAGAACCUUCCUCGCGGCUUUCAUAUUGCUCGUCUUUUCCGCUUCAUCCGCGGGGGAAUGGUGGAGCACGUCGAGCUGAUGCCACCAAACAGUGAAUACAACACUUCGAGCGCAAUAAUUGUAUUCGUCGACCCGGACUCGGUCAAAAGCUAUAAAAGUUAUCUCAAAUCCCCUGGCCUUGCUGUUGAAGUGAACCAGCGUGUCGUUUUUGCAGAAAACAUCAAGCCUGAAAUCGUGGCAAAUAUCCGCUCGUUGGGUCACCACGGCGCCCGCACCCGGUGCUUGCACAUCGAGUCGUUACCAAAGGGCACCAUGCUAGGGGAAUUCCUUGGAGUUAUCGAGGAAAACAUGAACCACUGCAGCAUCGAAUUUGAACAUGCUGCUGUUCGUGAGUCUAAAGACUGGUGUGAGGCCUUUCUCAGACUACUCAGCAUCGGCACAGCGGUCUUCGUCGCUCAAGUUUUGGAGAGGAACUAUACUGGUAUUACUAUCACAUAUGAUAGGGACCCGUGCGAGGGUCCGGUGGAGGAACUGGAUAAGAUCAAUUUGGAAUUAAGAUAG
Molecule: messenger RNA, 4194 nt
Organism: Morchella importuna
Lineage: Eukaryota; Fungi; Ascomycota; Pezizomycetes; Pezizales; Morchellaceae
Exons: 3
Coding region: 1-4194 (1397 amino acids)
Source: RefSeq, a predicted model, not a curated record